CCUAUCCAGUUGCAAUGUGGGAGAUCCUAGAGCCUGCCAGGAAUUAACAUCAAAUGGACUUUUCUCUCACAAAAAUAUAAAAAUUCCGUGCCUAUCGCGUGAAUAGCAGCAGAAGCAGCUUAGACGACCUAUCUUGACUGGUCUUUGGUGUUUACCAAUUCCAGAAGCCACCAUGCAUUCAACAUUGAACCGCGUCUUCCUUUUCUUUAUCACUUUUAAUCUCCCUUUCACCCCAUUUAAUUCCUCUCUAACACAAUUCCAUCUUCAAAAUCCAAUCUUUUCUUCUCCGAUUCAUUUUCUUGAAACCGUUGAGUUCUGCUGAUUUUGAUCAAAAUGAACGAUCUUCUAUCACGAUCCUUCUCCCAGCCCCGGGAAAACGGCGCGUCGCCUGAAUCCCACACCAUCGAGAUGACCGGCGCCGCCAACGGCGGCGGAGCCAACCUGGCCAAGUUUUUCGAGGACGUCGAGGCUGUCAAGGACGACCUUAAGGACAUCGAAAAGAUCCUUAACAGCCUGAAAACCGCCCACGAACAGAGCAAGACUCUGCACAACGCUAAACAGGUGAAAGAGCUGAGGGCGAGGAUGGAUAAAGACGUCUCGCUCGCGCUCAAGCAGGCGAAGCUCAUCAAACACCGCCUCGAGGAAUUGGACAAGGCCAACGCCGCCAACCGGAAAGUGUACGGCUGCGGCCCCGGCAGCUCCUCCGACCGGACCAGAACGUCGGUGGUUAACGGGCUGAGGAACAAGCUUAAGGAGUAUAUGAACCAGUUCAACGACCUCCGGCAGAAGAUCGAGUCCGAGUACCGGGAGACCGUCCAGCGGAGAUACUACACCGUCACCGGAGAAAACCCCGACGAGGAGGUCCUCGACAAGCUGAUUUCCACCGGCCAAAGCGAAACGUUCAUGCAGAAGGCGAUACAGGAGCAGGGGAGAGGGGAGGUGAUGAACACGGUGCUGGAGAUUCAGGAGCGGCACGAGGCGGUGAAAGAGGUGGAGAGGAACCUGAAGGAGCUUCACCAGGUGUUCUUGGACAUGGCGGUCCUGGUGGAGACGCAGGGCGAGCAGCUCGACGACAUUGAGAGCCAGGUCAACAGAGCUAACAGCGUCAUCCGCCACGGCGCCGAUCAGCUCCUCACGGCCAGGAAACACCAGAAAAACACCCGCAAGUGGACUUGCUUCGCCAUCAUACUCUUGCUCAUCAUCAUCUUGAUCGUCGUUCUCUCAAUCCGGCCAUGGAAAUGAUCAGAUAAUUAUCAUUCAAAGUCAAAACUCCAUUCUUGAGUCUUACUUUUCUUCUUCUUCGCCCGGCGGCGGCGGCUGCGAGUAUUCUUUUUGUGUGAUUAUAUAUAUAUUUUAAUUAUUGGAGUGUUUUAUAUGUGUUGGCUGGUUGAAUAGAUUAGGCACCAUAUGUCAAUUUACAGGGGUUUCUUUUGUAUUUAAUACAAUAAAUAGAAGGAUAUACUAUACAUUUCAUUAUUUAUUGAUUUUGCACAACCGGCAUUGACAAUUUAA
Molecule: messenger RNA, 1512 nt
Organism: Ipomoea triloba (trilobed morning glory)
Lineage: Eukaryota; Viridiplantae; Streptophyta; Magnoliopsida; Solanales; Convolvulaceae
Product: syntaxin-121-like
Exons: 2
Coding region: 334-1242 (302 amino acids)
Biological process (GO): exocytosis; intracellular protein transport; vesicle fusion
Cellular component (GO): plasma membrane; SNARE complex; endomembrane system
Molecular function (GO): SNARE binding; SNAP receptor activity
Source: RefSeq, a predicted model, not a curated record